AUGAGGACACUCACUCUACUCAUUGCCCUUCUGGUGGCCCUCCAGACCCAGGCAGAACCUCUCCAAAGAAGAGCUGAGGAGGUUCUAGACCAGGAGCAGCUGGGAGAGGAUGACCAGGAUAUGUCCAUAUCCUUUGGAGGGGAUGAAAGCAGUGCUCUUCAAGAUGCAGAUGUGAGGUCAGGCUUGACCUGCUAUUGCAGAUUAAGAGGCUGUGAAUUUGGAGAACACCUCAUUGGGUACUGCAGGUACCAGAAUGUCAUCUACCGACUCUGCUGCCGCACAUGA
Messenger RNA from Peromyscus eremicus (cactus mouse), 285 nucleotides. RefSeq names its product neutrophil antibiotic peptide NP-2-like. The record is from RefSeq and is a predicted model, not a curated record. NCBI's taxonomy places the organism in Eukaryota, Metazoa, Chordata, Mammalia, Rodentia, Cricetidae. The transcript has 2 exons. Gene Ontology annotation, cellular component: extracellular region; extracellular matrix. The coding region runs from base 1 to 285 and encodes 94 amino acids. Gene Ontology annotation, biological process: antimicrobial humoral immune response mediated by antimicrobial peptide; defense response to Gram-positive bacterium; disruption of plasma membrane integrity in another organism.